AUGACGAAUGCCCCGCCCAGUGCCAAUCAAAUGUAUGCUCAGCCAGUAUUCUUUCAACUGGACCCAGCUUGGUACACCCAGAUGGCCCAGACCGCACCCUCCAGACCCCGCCUUCCAUCAGACGAUGUAUUUUUCCCAGAAGGAGCCGUAACCUACGACGCUCCAGUUUACAGUUACUUCUUAACCAAUCCGGAGCCACGCCCAUACCACGUGACUAACCUUGGCCCUGCUGUUUCCAAGAAAAAAAAACCGCACCAGGACACCCGAUUAUUCCAGGAGCGGAAUCAAAAUUGUCAACCGAGGGGUUACUCGAGUUCUGCGGGAUCGGUAACCACCGGGUAUGACACCUCACCAGAGUCGGGUGUCAGAUCCAAACGAGCAGCUCGCAGUAUUGACAGUUUAUCCAUAUCCAGCCACUCUUCCUCAUCUAGCAACUCUAACAGUUCAUCGCCGACCUCCCAUCGCCACGACGAUUCGUUACUUUACUCCCUGUUCCCAACGUCAAUGAAUGAAGAUUCCACAGAAUCCACAAGAACGACGCCCUUGAAGACUUCAAGUCCUAUUGGCAACGAGAACACUUCUCAGCCACAUCUAGACUACAGAAACGCGAGGAAACGAAGAGGGCGGUAUAUCACAAGUUCAAGUUCCGAGAAGUGUAUACGAUUCAGCGAAAAUGGCAUUACUGACGAUCUUGACGAAUGCGACAAAAUCCUCAUCAGAACCAGGGAAAAUAAAACGGAAGAUGACGCAGCCAGAAAAAGGGAGGAAUUUUUGCUAAUUCUUGAAGCAGAACGUGAAAGACAACGAAAACUGGUCUUGCCCAAACGGGCUCCAAAAAUGAACUGUAAAUUCUGCAGGAACAACGGAGAGAGUGAAGAAGUGUAUACCAAACAUAAACUACACUGCAACGAGAAGACUGUCUGUCCCAUUCUGAGGCAUUAUGUUUGUAAAUUAUGUAACAGCACGGGAGACUUCGCUCAUACAAUCCGCCAUUGUCCAUUCAACGACAGAAAAGAUAAAAUUGCGUGGAAAGCCACUUUUCUUUUUGAAUCAGCAGGUUAG
Molecule: messenger RNA, 1062 nt
Organism: Candidula unifasciata
Lineage: Eukaryota; Metazoa; Mollusca; Gastropoda; Stylommatophora; Geomitridae
Source: the annotation of a GenBank genome assembly